Molecule: messenger RNA, 1791 nt
Organism: Macadamia integrifolia
Lineage: Eukaryota; Viridiplantae; Streptophyta; Magnoliopsida; Proteales; Proteaceae
Product: dirigent protein 22-like
Exons: 1
Coding region: 65-631 (188 amino acids)
Source: RefSeq, a predicted model, not a curated record
CCCAACCCCACAAUAUUUUUUCAUUUGGGUCUCUCUCUAAAUCUUUCUACUUUGAUAAGUAACCAUGGAAAAAUCUAGAACUCCAAGCAAGUUGAUGAUCUCCUCAUCGAUCACCAUUUUUUCCAUCUCAAUUCUCUUCUCCAACGUUGCAUUGGCCGGAAACACUAACCACCAGUUCUGUAGAGAAUUGAGUAUAUCAAAGUUUGAAGAGAAGUUAACCCACCUUCGCUUCUAUUAUCACAAUUUAAUCAAAAUUACAAAUGCUCAGAUUGUGUCUGGAAACUCAAGCACAGGGUUCGGUAGAAUUGAUGUGGUGGACGCAGAGCUUAGAGAAGGUCCUGAGACUAACUCAAAGCUGGUGGGAAGGGUGGAAGGUCUGGAAUUGAAUGCGUCGCAAGGUGAACUUGGGCUGUUAAUGGUUAUUAGUUUCGCCUUUACGGAAGGGAAAUACAAUGGAAGCACACUUAGCAUGCUAGGGAGGAACCUGAUAUUAAGGGAGGUGAGAGAGAUGCCACUGGUAGGAGGCACAGGGCUUUUCCGAUUUGCUCGGGGUUAUGCUCAGGCAAGAACUGUCCUUUUUAACUCCUCAAUCACCAUUGUUCAGUUUGAUUUCUCUGUCAUCCAUUACUGAUAAUGCUGUUACAUCUUCUUCUUCUCAUAUACCUCUUUCACAUAGGUGCAGCUAAAUAAAGUGUUAAUUUAAUGGGCUUUGCAUCCCUUAUAUUUGUUUGUCUUGUUUUGUAUGGGCGAGGGUUCUUUAAGCAAGCGGAUAGGAGAACAUACCAGUAAGUUACACCUCCUAUACCUUGUGUGGAUCAGGAUUAUACGAGAAUGAUUCUUGUACAAGAACCCGAUGCACUCUCCUACUGGCUAUGAAUUUUGGAUCCAACAGAAAUAUAAAAAGAGGAAAUUACACUACACUCCCCUCCCCUAUGUGUUUCAUCUGUUACACUCAAUCCCCUUGCUAAGUUUGUAAUUACAAACGUACCGUGUGAUGUUAAUACUAUUAGAAUCAGAUGUUAAAUGUCUUUUUUACCCCCUUCCCCUUUGUCUAAAUAUUACUCUCUCCCGCGUAUUUUCCGACUCCCUUUUCUUCUAACUUGCUGUAAUAGGAGGCGGCACCUAUCAGAUCGGCAGCGGCUCCGACCACCUUUCCUUUGUCAAUCUUGUUCGUCUCAUGGUGAAGUCCAGCUUUUGCAGCAUUUGCGAUCACCUUGGCACUAGAUAUCAGCUCGGAUUUGGAAGGUUGGUGCUUGUGGCCGUGGGCUAUGUGUUGCUCAUGAGGACGUGAUUCCAUGGAGAUUUUCUAAGAGGAAAUUCGUAUACCUAUUGAUUGAUUGCUUAGAGACCCAGAUCGAGAUCAAACUAAUUUUAGUUGGAUCCACGAGUGUAGUUCAAAUGCAAAUAUCAAGCAAACUAAUUUCUUUAUAACAACAAUCAAACUAGGAAACAAGCGCACCAGCCAACUGCGUUAUCUAUUCAAGCAUCACAACUAAAGAAACUCAAGUAAUCCAACACACAUCUAUGAAUUCAAACCAUUUGUUCAAAAAAAAAAAAAAAAACACAAAUUCAAGAACAAAUAACAUAUUACUGCAAUUAUAAAUAUUUCAAACCACUAACCUUAAGUAAUCAACAUCCAUCUACUUUCUAGUUUGUCGAAUCUAGGAGAAGAAAACAAAACCCUAUAAAAGCCAAAUAGAAAGGGAAAAAUGAAACUAAAGAUUCAGGAUUUAGGGAAUUUCGAAAGCUCAAGUUAGGAGGCAGUGAAGUUGGAGAAAGAAAAGAAAUGGA